Messenger RNA from Xiphophorus maculatus (southern platyfish), 817 nucleotides. RefSeq names its product liver-expressed antimicrobial peptide 2-like. NCBI's taxonomy places the organism in Eukaryota, Metazoa, Chordata, Actinopteri, Cyprinodontiformes, Poeciliidae. The transcript has 3 exons. Gene Ontology annotation, biological process: antimicrobial humoral immune response mediated by antimicrobial peptide; defense response to bacterium. The record is from RefSeq and is a predicted model, not a curated record. The coding region runs from base 204 to 431 and encodes 75 amino acids.
CUGAUAAGUGCUUGAGGAUCACUGACUCUGACUCAGGCCACCGGUUCUGCCAAACGUCCACCUUUACAGUAACAAAUGUAUUGAGUGAAUUACUUAGAGGUUAACUCCUCCCCAACCCAAUUAAAGCAUUUAAUACAAGGAACAGGAGACGUCAAAGAAAGCCUGGAAAGCUGCAUCUUCCGCAAGCUUCAUCUGCAAACAGCAUGAGGACGCUUCAGGAAAAAGUCAUCAUCAUUUCUGUUUUUCUGUCCCUUAUAUGUCUCACUCAGGUCAACUCAGUACCUGUUCCUGACAACUGGGACACUCUGAUCCAGAGGACAAAGCGAUCGCUACUGUGGCGCUGGAACAGUCUGAAACCUGUUGGAGCUAGCUGCAGAGAUCCUUCAGAGUGUGGCACAAACCACUGCAGGAGAAACAUUUGUUCCUUCUGACACUCCAUCUGAACAACAGACCCACAACCACAACUCUGAAACAAAUGGAGCCACCUAUGCGAAAUUCCUCCUCUAAUAUGGUCAAACUAAAAGAUGUGAAGGAAGUUUCUUUUGUUUUUAUUUUAAAUAGGAGCCUUUAUGGAGGAACCUUUGCCACCAUCAGCCUCAUCACUGGGCUGGUUGUGUAAUCUGAAUGUAUGUUUGAUAAGAAAAUACAAACGUUCACCCUCAGUUUGUGAGCUCUGAAUUUAUUGGCACAUGUUGUUCCUCUAAUAUAUUUAUUUGUAUAUUUUGUAAACUUUGUAAAUAUUCAAAUACACUCUACCUUUUUCAAGAGCUUGUACAUUUUUUUCAAUGUUACAGCAAAUUAAAAUACUCCCACAGUU